Messenger RNA from Helicoverpa armigera (cotton bollworm), 2218 nucleotides. RefSeq lists its product as uncharacterized. Bases 226 to 906 code for a protein of 226 amino acids. The record is from RefSeq and is a predicted model, not a curated record. NCBI's taxonomy places the organism in Eukaryota, Metazoa, Arthropoda, Insecta, Lepidoptera, Noctuidae. Gene Ontology annotation, molecular function: growth factor activity; Toll binding. The transcript is spliced from 6 exons. Gene Ontology annotation, biological process: central nervous system formation; innate immune response. Gene Ontology annotation, cellular component: extracellular region.
UGAACCAGGCCGCACAGUUGAACAGUGCACGCCAGUUGACAUCGAGCUGCGAAAACAGUUGUACGUGCCGCUUCAAUCGAUAUCGGUGUUUUGCUUAAACCGCAUGCCUACGUCACAUGAACACAUAAAUAGUGUCGCUGUUCGAUAUGUAAUUAUUGAGUGACCACUACCCGUUGAGGCCGGAAUUGUAAAAAAUUAUGUUUUGAGUGCUACAACUGCAUUACAAUGGCCUGGACACUACACUUGCUCCUUGGGAUAGCUAUCAUAUCAGCAUCUGCCUACAAAUGCAAGCACGCUUUACAAGCGAACGCUCAACUACCACUGACACGCACUCAAAAUGGAACUAAAGUUGUAAACUUACAAAGUAGAACAGGUGAAAGUAACGACCAAAUCGUAUUUCCAGGUCUAACUUCUGGCGACAUAGAAUUGGAAAUACCUGAUCAUUGCAAGAAGAUCGGUAUAUGUGACGAUGUUCCCAACUACCCAACUGAGGAAGUGGAAAAAAUUAUAGCAGAGACUCCAGAGUUAACGAAAGAAACUGACAACCUUGACUUGCCUGAUGUUCCAGACAUCGCCCAAAGAGUAGGACCCAUGGAAGACAAUAUCGAGCUGUGCAAUAUUCAAGAAAAGGUUGUAUACCCGAAAGCUGCGGUAGACGCUUCAGGCAAUUGGCAUGUGGUGCUCAAUAAAGAAGAGGAUCCUAUUCAGGGUUUCAGAGUAGAGAUUUGCGAUACCGACGGUGAUCCGUGUUUAGGAUUUGCUUAUUUCGCAAAGGGAUACGAGGCCCGGUGCAAACAAAAGUAUGUGUAUCGCAACAUGCACGUGCUUAGCAAUGGUGGAAAAGUGGAGAAAAAACUGAAAGUGCCCAGUUGUUGCGCUUGUGUCGCCAGACAAGUUUUGACUUAAACCAAUACUUAAACCAUAACUAAUUUAUAUUAGAAUGAGGACCGAAGAACUUUGUUUAGACCAAUUCUGCAUAUAGAACGAAACCCACUAUAAAUAUUAUAUAUCGUGUACAACAAUUCCUAGGCUGUUGUGAGUUAUUUGUAAAUGUUAUCAUGUAGAACUUAUGUUGGACUUGAAAUGUGUUAUAAUAAGUCCUAAUGUCAGUUACUAACAUUAUGUACUUUAGCUGAAUUAAUAAAUCAUUUGUUAAUUAAAUCAAUGAUAGAUGCCAACUGUUGUACAUAUACUGUAUAGGCAGUUAUUGUUGGCAAUUUUGAAUGUACAUAUUUGUAUAAUAAAGAGAAUUAUUAGAAGAUCUUACAACAACACAACUUCCUAACUGAUUAUUAUGUAGCAUAAUUCUAUACUUGCUAUGAUGUAUAGCAUUUUGAGUAUUUAUAUUUUGCGUAUACAAUUGAGUAAAUAAAUAUAUCUGGUCCACAUAAUUCUUACAAAUUGCAGUCUCAAAAUAUCAGUUUUGAAAGCAAAUGAAGACUUAGGUCCGAAACUAAACAUGGCUAAGAGGCUAUUUAAUAAGUCAUUUCAUAAAAGUACUUUUAUGUAUGGGAAUAUAACAAUAAUAAUAAAAAAUAUGGGAUGCAAAUAAAAAAAAGUAUCUCGACUGUUAUGUGCCGGUUACGGCCAAUGGUCUAAUAGGCAAGAGCCUCGACUCAACUCCUCAUUAGGCUCUCGUUAGGCGAUUGGAUCAAGGGGCUGAUCUUCUCUGAAUUACCUACUCCUUUGACCCUGUGCCCGAUAUCGGCGGCCACCUGUUUUUUAUAUUUUUAAAUAUUUUUAUUUUAUGUCGGUAAUAUAUUUAAUAUUUAAAAAUGUAAUGAAUAUGUUUAUAAAUGAAUAAACGAGAUUAUAAAAAAAAUAUGGGUUGCUUUACAUAUAUAAAUUCAUGUAAUUAUUUCAAUGUAUUUGUAUGUGACAUCAAUUAAGUGAUUAAAAAUGAUAAUUCAAACAUACAUUGCUGUACGCUAAUGUUAUAAACGAUUAAAAAAUACCAACAUUACAUAGGUAGGUACACUUUGUACAAUAUUGAAGUUUUUGGAAAUUUUGUAGCAAUGUAAGUGACACGACAUAUUAAACUUGUGACAAAAUUGUGAAAAAAGCAUUAUAUUGUUUAUAUUAACAUGAUAAUAGUUGUCAAUCUAAAAAUACUUGGAUACAUUAUACACCUGUGAAAUAUCGAUAACCUACCGAUAGUCAUUUCUAAGAAUAAACAUUGUCUAGAUAAAAAUAAAAAAUAAACGAAUAUCAAUUAAAA